Messenger RNA from Populus trichocarpa (black cottonwood), 1867 nucleotides. RefSeq lists its product as uncharacterized. NCBI's taxonomy places the organism in Eukaryota, Viridiplantae, Streptophyta, Magnoliopsida, Malpighiales, Salicaceae. The record is from RefSeq and is a predicted model, not a curated record. The transcript has 4 exons. Bases 184 to 1497 code for a protein of 437 amino acids.
AAAUACAGUCCGACACAAUAUUUUAGAGAUGAACACGACCUCCUUUCAGACUCGGACAGAUACUGUCUCCAUCUCUUUCUCACCAAAAUCCACUAGUUUAGUUUAGCGCAUUUAAGGUUUCUGACUUUCCUCUGUCUAUAAUCAGAAAACCCACCAAAAAAAACGUCACUUUCACUCUCUGAAAUGGCAGUUCCUUGCUCGCAAACAGAUGACUUGGUAUCAACAACACAAGUCCCUCUCAUAUAUGAAGACCAAGAAGAUGAAGCCCAUCUCUCAAAAUCUCUAAACCAUUUAGAAACCAUUUUAAGGGUCUUUGGCUUUUGUCAACAAUCCUUUAUAAGUCUCACUCUCUCAUGGCUCUCUUUUUUGCUUCUUGGUAUUGCUCUUCCUGUUGUGAUGAUCCAUUAUCUCUCUUACUGCACUACUGACUGUAAGAAGUACCAAAUUCGUACCUUUGAGAUUCAGGUUUUGGUGUUUCAGUGUCUGGUUGCUGCCAUUUCUCUUGUUUGUAUUUCACAUAACUUGAGGAAGUAUGGGUUCAGGAAGUUUCUUUUUGUGGACCGCUAUCAUGGACAUAUGGCGCAGUUUCGUGAUGAAUAUGUGAAGAAGAUUAAUGGUUUCUUCCGCUUGUUGGCAGUAUGGGUGAUACCAUUCCUCCUCCUGAAGAUUGUUCGCGAGGCUGUUCGCAUUAUAUAUGUGCCACACCAUUCUUGGAGGCAAUCUGUUGCGAUACUGAUAGCUUCGAUUGUCUCAUGGACCUAUUCAAUCACUAUCUAUUUAUCAGGCUGUGCUUUAUUCAAUUUAGUAUGCAAUUUUCAAGUGAUUCACUUUGAAAAUUACGGGAAGCUCUUAGAAAGGGAUAUGGAUGUUUCACAGUACAUUGAGGAACACAUUCGUCUAACACAUUAUCUAUCUAAGAUAAGCCAUAGGUUCCGAAUUUUUUUCAUUCUUGAGCUCUUGGUUGUGACAGCGAGUCAGGUCGUGGCUUUAUUUCAAACUACAUGGAAUAGUGAAAUUAUCAAUUUCAUCAAUGGUGGUGAUUUUGUGAUCUCUUCUAUAGUUGAGCUUGUUGGUUUAAUAAUUUGCCUGCAUGCUGCUGCAAAAAUCACACAUAGAGCACAAGGCACUGGAUCAGUUGCUGCUAAAUGGCAUUCUAUAGUUACAUGUGCCUCUGAUGACACUUCUCAAGUGGAAAUAAGCAGCAAUUGUGGAAGCUCGGAGGCUGCCAAUACAGGCCAUUUAUUGCGCAUAAAUUAUUCAGAAAGUGAUUUGGAGGCAGUUGACUAUGUGCCAGUGCCAACUACUACCCAGUUGGCUUCAUAUAUGUCAACAUAUCACAAGAGACAAGCUUUUGUGACGUAUUUGCAGUCCAAUCCUGGUGGGUUUAGUGUUUUUGGAUGGACAAUUGACCGGACACUCAUCAUCACUAUCUUCUUUUUGGAGAUGUCGCUGGUUCUUUUUGUACUUGGGAAGACCAUAACCAUCUAUCAUUCGUAAAUUUUUUUUUUCACACAGCAUACCCCAUAAAACUCGCAUAUUCCACCCAAUUUUUUGCUGGAGUCAAUGGGCAGCAUAAUUAGUACUUUCUAGAUUCUGAUACGUUGUUUGUGUAAUUGUUUUAGAUGUAUUUCUAUGUUAGCAACCUUGUUCUAACAUCAGGUUGCAUACUAAAGUUGACAAAUGAGAUUGAAUGCUGUUUUAUAGGUUUCAAUUUUCUCUGUUCCAAGCACCUUAUUUUUCCCCGAAAGAACUCUUUAUGAUAUCAGUCAGCUAUAAAUCCCAGUCAAAUUCCUCAUUUGUUGCUCCAGUUGAACAGGAUUAUCACAAAUGAUAUGAUAACAUUGUAAGAUCAUAGCCAGUUUUUUUC